CUUAAGCACAAGUCAUGUGCAUUAUUGCUUGAUUAAUGAUGCUGUCUAUCCUCGUGCCUUUGUUACUGCCAGUGCUCCUGGCACUCGCCAGUCCUAACCAAGAGUCCAUUGCGAAGGCAAAGAGCAUAAAUUUAACCGAUCGCCUCAGCGAGGACCCAGAUUUCACUCUUUUGUUGCGGCUCUUGCAACGAGCUCGACUCAUCCCAACGCUGAACCGACUUGAGGACGCGACCUUGUUCGCACCAACGAACGAUGCCAUAGAACGCUAUAUAAAUACCAGCCAUAUAUAUGCACGCGCUUUGUUUGACACAGAGCCCAACGUAAAUGGCCCCCGCGAUAAUGUGCAGCAUGAACUGCGGCAACAUCUAUUCUAUCAUCUCCUUAAUUUCUCCAUUCCUAUACUCCCUAAAGAUUUCCCGACACAGAAGCCAUUAAUAUUUGAGACUUUGCAUUACCCUGACCUACCCGUCCAACAUCCCUCUCCUGAACCUCCACCAUCGCCCCCCUGGCUCCCGGAACCGGGUGGAUUGCUCGAUCGUGCUCCGCAGAGGCUGCGUGCUGUGUUCCGAGACUCGAAGCCCUGGAUUGCUGUUGAUUCCAUGCGUCGGGGCGGAGUUGAAGUUGCAAAGGAGCCCAUUAAUGCUUCGAAUGGAAUCAUCAUUCCAUUAAGAAAUGUUAUCCCUCUACCAGGAAACCUUUAUCAGGAAGUCAAGGCUCAUCCACUUAUCUCCGAAUUUGCCUCUAUCCUAUCCCCGGAGACGAUACAGACUCUUUCGACUUCUCCACACAUCACGCUAUUUUUCCCCGUUGAUUCUGCAUGGUCAGUCUUAGAUGAUAUCGAAAGGAAAUACCUGCACAGUGGUUACGCAGAACACGAUGUAGGAAAAUUGGUAGCUAUGCAUUCAAGUGGCUCUGGCAUCAAUGGCUCUGGAGGAGUUGGAUGGAGUGACACUUGGGAUGAGGGAAGGUCCUUCACCACCGUCGAUGGAGAGGAGCUUAAGAUUGGCUAUUCAGCAGAUGGAACAGUCCAGAUUGGGCAGUCUACUGUUGUACAAGACGACAUCUACGCCGCCAACGGCGUUCUCCACAUCAUAUCCUCCCUGCUAGUCAAGCCAGACACCUUCCAGAUAAAUGCGGAGAAAUACCUUCUCACUCUGAAUGCAACAUCCUUUGUUUCUCUCCUGCGCACUGCAAAUCUCUCUCAUUACGUUGACGAUGAGCAUGAUGCCGAGAAUUGGACGAUACUUGCUCCCAGAGAUGACGACAUGAUCUGGUCGAAUCCCCCAGAGAACCUCUCAAAGGUUCUCAAGUACCAUUUCAUACCCGGAAAGACUCUCCCGGGCGAGCUAGUUGACGGUUCUCUGUUGGGGUCAGAGCUGCGAGAGAAAGGGUUGCAGGGGGGUCGGCAACGCAUACCGGUGAGCGUCAGCUCCAAAGGCGGGACGGUUUCCAAGGAUGCGAAUGGCGAGGUCAGUUUCUCCGAUGCGCGGGUGGUCUCAACACCAGUUGAGGCACCGAGUUUCAUCAUUUAUAUCGUAUCGCAUCUCUUGGAGCCUCCACCUUCAGCCAUUGCAAGGAUCGAGAGCGACGCUCAGUUGUCUACAUACUUAGCAGCGGCAUUCUCAACUGGACUCAUCGAGAUAAUCAAGGAAACCCCUUCAACUACAAUUCUUACACCUUAUAACAGAGCAUUCGAAAAGCUUGGUUUAUUGACCUCCUAUCUUCUUUUGCCCGAGCAAGAUUCUCGGAAAGCCCUUUGUGCAGUCUUAAAACAUCACAUCCUUACAUCAGUUGCUUACUCGACAGAUAUUGGUGACAAGCGCUCGUUCAACACACUGGAAGGGACAAGUGUCACGAUCAAUGGCACGUCCGUCAUUGGGUCUGGCAGUUGGAACGUGACGGGGAAAUUGCACCCCUCAGACACGCUCACUAAGUCAGGAGUUAUUCAUGCAGUUGAAGAUAUCCUUCUGCCGUCGCGCUUGAGGGUAACUAUUGGGGACUUGGCUCUUGCAGCAGGGUGCCAUACUAUGAUCGAACUGAUCCACCGUGCUGGACUAGGGAAAGUUUUGAAUGGAACGCUGACGAUGAAGGACGUCGAUGAUCUGGAUGACUGGGAACGACGUCAUCGGCGAAAGGACAACUCGAAUCUUGCUCCCAUUUCAGGCGAUUCCUCGCCGAUGGGUUGGACGUUGUUGUGUCCCCCAGAUAGCGGAUUCAAUCGAGUCAAUCUCUCCCGUCUUUACGAUGACAAAGAUGCGUUGCAAACACUUGUGUUACAACACAUCAUCCCAACACCUGCGACGCCAAAUGAUUUGUCUUAUGCUGAACCGAUAUCUUUCGGGAACGAUGCCACUUUCACCACGUUGCUUUCACCCUCUACAUAUUACGGCGACCUCGUCAUGCGGGAAACGACGUCAAUCGUUGUCGAAGCCACGACCCCGAUGCUCCCACUUCUGGGCGAUACACCAAAGUCGGACUCGCCACAACGGGAGCGUGCAAUACUUGUUGGCAUAAAGGGAGCACGCGGUACAUCUGGAGAAACGGACUAUGCCCGAGUCAUCUCUUACGGGCGGACUACCACCCCGGACAUCUCAGGAACCAGAAGCGGGGUAGUGAAGAUCGAUCGAGUUCUUGAGCCAUGGGUUCCCGGGUGGUGGCGGGUUUGGGGUUGGGCUAUCCCCAUGUGUGCCAUGGGUUCACUGGGCAUUAUAGCUUUCUGGUCAACUGUGGUGUACUUUUUCCGGAAAGGGGAGAAUGAAGCGACGUACGAGCCGUUAGAUACUGGGGAUGCCGAAGAUAUUUAGGGGUAGGUGUUUGGUAUGGGGAUGUGUAGCUUUUCCGAUGUAAUACCUGGUGUAAUUAAUUGCGAACCCUCGCCUUGGAAUCGCUCAGCUGGAACCACUGACUAGAUCAUGUGAACGGGCAUAAAGGAAAUUUGUCACUGGGCGAAGCAAUUGUCACUCAAAUUGUUCG
Molecule: messenger RNA, 2973 nt
Organism: Cantharellus anzutake
Lineage: Eukaryota; Fungi; Basidiomycota; Agaricomycetes; Cantharellales; Hydnaceae
Exons: 3
Coding region: 36-2804 (922 amino acids)
Source: RefSeq, a predicted model, not a curated record